Molecule: messenger RNA, 1683 nt
Organism: Penicillium coprophilum
Lineage: Eukaryota; Fungi; Ascomycota; Eurotiomycetes; Eurotiales; Aspergillaceae
Exons: 1
Coding region: 1-1683 (560 amino acids)
Source: RefSeq, a predicted model, not a curated record
AUGCGGCCAUACUUUCUCCUCCCGCUGUUCGGGGCUAUAGGCUUAUCAAGCGCCACUGCAACGGCUCCCAAUAAUGUGCCGGGCAAAAAUGCCAAUCACAUUUUCAAUGUGAUCCAAGACUCGAUGCGCCAGUGGGGAUCGUCUCUUCACCACAAUGGCGUGUCGUUCUUCCUUGCGAGCGUUCCCGCCGGUACACAAUUCUACCAUGGAACAUCCAAGGCCAGCCCGGUGAAUGGCACCGAGUGGUUGGCCUUUGAACCCGAACAUGCUAUGGUCUUCGCUCGCCCGAGACGGGGCCCCCCGCCACACGUACCGCCCAACGAUGCUGAUACCGAGCGACAGGAUGGACGCCAUGGCGAGCUGCGGAAGCGGGGACAUGAGGACACAGACAAGAAACAUCAUGGCCCACCGGAUGAUCGUCCGCCGAAGGCACUUGAUGACAAUGCAAAUGAAAAUGGGUAUCUGCAUACAUAUGUUGCAGCCAAAGAUCUCCGUCUGCUUUAUCUUGACGGUAUGUCUGCUGCCAAGACAUCGAAAGGCACGCUUGAUUCCCAGGAUACGGUUUUGUUCAACGGAUCGUUCGGAGAUCCUCCGAGUCGGGGUGGGCGAGAGAGCGAACGGGCCAGACUAGCCUGCGAGAUGGCCGAUGAUGAAUGGGAGGGUCGCAUUGACGGUGUGCUUCGUAUGGAAGCUGGUUUUGAGAUUAUCCUGUGCCACUUUGAGCGUGACCUAACUCCGAUACGAAUCACUCAGGUCAAGCAACCCUCUGAGGAAGAACGUGGAACUUGGGGUAACCGUAAACAUGGCAACCGGGAUGAACAUCGCAAAGAGGGUGAGGAGAAGCACCACGACGGUCAUGGGCCAAAGAAGGAGGACGAUGGAAGGCGACACGGCCCUGGUGGACCUGGUGGUCCUAAGGGACCUCCGCAUGGCGGGCCUGGAAGCGGCCCCGACUCGUCGCGAUGGAUGCGUGCAAUCACCGCACGCUACAAUGGGAUCGGUGGAAACCGAGUUUCGCUGAACUUCAACCACUUUGUGACAGCUUUCUCCCACAACGUGGAUCUCUUCCAAGACAAUUCGACACUACCCCGACUUGCCAACCUCUCUGCUGAUGAGCGCGCCGCUAUCCGUGCCAAUGUCACAGAUCUAAUUCUGUCUCAUGACCCUGCGGAUAGCUGCGAGGACUGGCAGGCAAUUACGGAUAUGAUUGUGACUCGGUACAGCAAGGAGCUAUCAUACUUCGCCUCCAGUGGCAUUGAUUCAGUCAAGCAACUGCAGUCUGAGAUUGAGCGCGUUUUGUCCCCGUUCAUUGACUACAGUAAGCGAGAUGAUGUUGCUGAGAUUGAGCGUUGUGCAACUCAGUUCUUACCGCCGUUUCCUUCGAAAGGUGGGGGUAUUGCUGCACAUGCCGUUCACAGCGUCGCUCACAGAAUCUGCUCGGCGUUGGUCGAGGCUGGGAAAGAGCAAGAUCUUAAGGCUGCGGUGCAAAUUGUCCGAAAUCUGAUGGGUUAUCUUGAUUGGGCUACGUGGAAAGAGUGCCGGGGUUGCGCGGCGAACGAGAUUUGUGUCGUCCCUAUUUGGCCAAUGGGUACGGUCCAAGACUAUGAUAGCCCUCGGUGCAAAGAUGCAUCAAAUCCAUACGAUCAGGGUGGAGAGAGUUACUGGGGUGGAAUGCACCACUGA